AGAAUUCCAAACACAAACUUCCAAAAGAUAUAAAACAUGAGAGUUCGAAGCCCAUAUCCUAUACCCUACGGUAGCCAGUGAAAAAGAAAAAAAAAAAAAGGUAGGAUUACACUCCUUAUCUGUGAGCAAAAUUAUACAUAACGUUGCUUUCCAGAUUUCUUCCUCAACAUCUUCACUGUAAUGGCAGCCAUGCUCUCACUCUCUCCAAACCCUCCUAUCAUAACUUCACUCUCUCUUUACUCCAGUUUCAAGGGAAAUCUGAAGAGCUUAAGACCAAACCCCUUUCACGUUAUCCCUAUCAGAACCAAGCAACAACAGCAACAGACACAACAAGGGCCAAGGUCUUUAGUUAUUGUGAACCAAGCGGCAAAAACCCAAGUGUCAGUUACAGCUUCUAAUGUUAGGUUCCGGUUGGGCAAUCUGGGACCUCAGCCAGGGUCAAGAAAGAAAGGGAAGAGAAAGGGGAGAGGAAUAUCUGCUGGACAAGGUGGCAGCUGUGGGUUUGGAAUGAAGGGUCAAAAAUCACGUUCUGGUCCAGGUGUUAGAAAGGGCUUUGAGGGUGGGCAAAUGCCGCUUUAUAGGCGUAUCCCCAAAUUGAGAGGGAUUGCUGGAGGUAUGCAUGCUGGAUUACCUAAAUACAUCCCCGUUAACUUAAAAGACAUAGAAACAGCAGGAUUUCAAGAGGGAGAUGAGGUGUCUUUGGAGAGUUUGAAGGACAAGGGUUUGAUCAACCCAUCAGGAAGAGAGAGGAAACUCCCUUUAAAGAUUCUUGGUGAUGGGGAGCUGAAUGUAAAGCUGAACUUCAAGGCCCGUGCCUUUUCAGCAUCUGCAAAGGAAAAGCUUGAGGCAGCUGGUUGUUCUCUCACUGUACUGCCUGGCCGAAAGAAGUGGGUUAAGCCAUCAGUUGCAAAGAACCUUGCACGAGCUGAUGAAUACUUUGCCAAGAAGAGGGCGGCAUCUGAAUCAACUUCUGCAUGAAUGGCAUGCAAUUGAUCUUCUUGUUUUGAUAAAAUUUUGAGAGCAAUGUAGAAAAUUGCAUUAUAUAAAUUUUUAUUCAUCCAUUUCGCUGUCCUUUUAGAUUCUUUUUGGGGACUGUAUUUGCUGGGAUCCAUUCAAUAUUUUGUUUUCCAUCAUGCUAGAAUGCACCCCAAAAAUGAUUUCUUGAGGAGACUUAAUUCACUUCAUUCACCAAAUGGAAAGAGUUGUUUUAGUGGUGGGGGCAAAAAAUAAGUCAAUAAUGCUAAUGCAGCGGGGGUGAAAAUUCUCAUUCGACGGAGAAACAACACAGGCCCUGGGGGCCUUGUCCCUCAUGGGUGGCCUUUACGCUCGAAUUUGGCGUCAUACAUGUUAUUGGUCUCCUCAAACAAGAAUCUCAAAUGAAACUUUUCAAUGAUCAAACAAAACGGAUCAGCUUGAAUCCUCGUCACGUCUACCAGCGGCUCCUUUCAUUGUCACUGAUUCUCACGAAUUGCCAAUUGCACUGCAAUAUUUCAUGCUUGCCUCCAUCUUCAUGCUAAUAUUCUCUUUUCUUGCAACCUGACGCCACUUCUCUAUACCAGUAAGGCGUCAUACCUAAACUGAACUUUCUGUGCGAUAAAAAGAUAAAGAGGUGGGGCAUCAUGCGUAUGGAAAUUUCUUUUGAUUAGGCAUAUGGAAUUUUCUUUCGAUUAGGCUUUGAUGAUUUUGGUUCUUCUUUUUGUUAACAAGAAAACAUCAAAUCAAGCUUUUUGAGAAGAAUUUAGCUACCAAUUGCUGUUUGACAAAAAGAACAUGGGACCCGAUAGUUAUUGCCAACCAAACCAUGUGCUUUUUCGAAAGGUUGCCAACGCCCAACUAAUUAAAAUGUGAUUAGAAGAAACUUACAAUUGACUACAAACUUGAAGGGGAUCUUCAAUUCAUAAAUAGAAAUUAAGUUAGGCAUUCAUGGCUUUCUCUAUCUAAUUAAGGAAAUUUUUCUUAAGAAAAGUGAUUGUUUUAUACAAAGAUGAUGAGUGAAACUUAAGACAAUUUAAUUAAUUUAUCUAAUCAUC
Molecule: messenger RNA, 2030 nt
Organism: Durio zibethinus
Lineage: Eukaryota; Viridiplantae; Streptophyta; Magnoliopsida; Malvales; Malvaceae
Product: large ribosomal subunit protein uL15c-like
Biological process (GO): translation
Cellular component (GO): ribosome; cytosolic large ribosomal subunit
Molecular function (GO): structural constituent of ribosome
Source: RefSeq, a predicted model, not a curated record